AUGGCUGCCAAGCCAGAGGACCUCGCCGACUCCCAGCACUUUUCUCCGUCGGACUUCCUCAACCUUCCACCGACGCCCCGCCUCGACUGCCCUGCCCUGCAGCUGCAGGACGACGAUGACGACCAGGUGCUCCCCUUCAUCUCGCGCGUGCUCAUGGAAGAGGAGAUGGACGGCUUCUUCGACCCGGACCACCCCGCGCUACUCCAAGCCCAGCAACCCUUUGCCGAUAUCUUGUCCAUCGUCUCCGACCCGUGCGUCGCCAACACCAUUGAUGUCGGAGUAGGCACAUGCUUCCCCGACACCGCCCCCGUGUGGGACGGCGUGACCUGGCCCUACGACCCGGUCCAGCUCUCGCAGAAGCUCCUUUCUUCUACGACUACUCCUCCAUACCCAAACAGCAUUGGACGCGACGGCGGCCUCACCAUGGGUGAUGCCGAUGCCGCCUCCUUGCUGGCGACGCCUGCUAGUGCUAGCGACGUUGGAGAGCACGACGCGCUCUUCUCCAGUGGUGGCGCCGGCGAGACGGCGGCAGCCCGGAACAGGGUAACCAUGGACAUGCUGAACCAAGCGUUCCUCAAGGGCAUGGAAGAGGCCAACAAGUUCUUGCCCACCAACAACACCCUCCUCAUCCACUUGGAGUUGGAGACCAUCUCUGAGUCCGGGGACAGACACGGCAUUGCUGCUGGACAGAAACGCCAUAACCGGGACGACAACAACUUGGAGGUCGAGGCAGGCAGAAAAAGCAAGGUGGUAGCACCGGAGCCAGAGGAGACAGGGGAGAUGGUCGACAGAUUCAUUCUAGUUAGGUACCAGUCGCUGCUUGACAAGAUGAUGGACAUGAGCAUCGCCGUGGACAGCGAGGCCGAGCAGAAGAGCAGGAAGGGGAAGAAGAAGAAGUCUACCACUCCCAUGGCGGCGAGCAGCAGCAAGGAGGAGGUCGUGCACUUGCGCGCCUUGCUCCUACAGUGUGCACAUGCGGUGGCCACAGGAAACCGCCUUGGCGCGACCGAGCUGCUUUGCAAGAUCAAGGAGCACUCCUCGCCUACGGGAGACGCCACACAGAGACUGGCAUAUUGUUUCGCCCGUGCACUGGACGCACGGCUCGCAGGCACCGGAAGCCAGCUGUACAGGUCGCUCAUGGUGAAGCACACCUCGGCCAUGCAGUUCAUCAAGGCCUAUCAGAUGUACCUCGCGGUCUCCUGCUUCAAGAUGAUGGCGUUCAAGUUCUCCAACCUAACCAUCUGCAAGGCUGUCGCUGGUAGGAGGAAGAAGCUGCACAUUGUCGAUUAUGGCGAGCAUUACGGGUUCCACUGGCCAACCCUGCUUGGCUUCUGGGGCACGCAAACCUGGGACGAAGGACCACCGGAUGUGAGGAUCACCUUCGUUGGCCUCCCUCAACCAGGGUUCCGUCCGGCUGCUCGGAUUGAGGAGACUGGACGCAGGCUCAGUGCCUUUGCUCGUCAGUGUGGCAUCCCUUUCAGGUUCCGCUGCAUCGCGGCCAAGUGGGAGACGGUCUGCGCCGAUGACCUCGGCAUUGAACCAGAUGAGUUGCUCGUCGUCAAUGGCCUCUUCCAUUUUGGGAGAUUGAUGGACGAGGGCAUCGAUGGCAUAUACACUCCAAGCCCUAGGGACGUGCUCCUCGGCAACAUCCGGAAGAUGCGGCCACAUGUGUUCAUCCUUUGCGUCGAGAACAGCUUACACAACGCGCCAUACUUUCCAGGACGGUUCCAAGAGGCACUGUUCUACUACUCCUCGAUGUUUGACAUGAUGGAUGCAGCGGCGCCACGGGACAAUGAGCAACGCUUGCUGGUUGAGCAGGACCUCUUUGGACGCCGUGUUCUGAAUGCCGUCGCCUGUGAGGGUUUUGAUAGGGUGGAGCGUCCAGAGACGUAUAAGCAAUGGCAGGCACGGAACGACCGAGCAGGCUUGAGGCAGCUGCCACUGGAUCCGGAUAUUGUUAAGGCUGUGAGUGACAAGGUUAGUGACAACUAUCACAGGGACUUUGUCAUCUAUGUGGAUCAAAAUUGGCUCCUGCAGGGAUGGAAGGGACGCAAACUCUAUGCUAUGUCCACAUGGGUUGCAAACGAUGGUUGUAUUUCAAAUCCUAGCUAG
This is a messenger RNA of Miscanthus lutarioriparius, 2112 nucleotides long. Lineage: Eukaryota; Viridiplantae; Streptophyta; Magnoliopsida; Poales; Poaceae. The record is from the annotation of a GenBank genome assembly.